AUGCCGAAAGGCCGACUUCAAAAAGAAAAAUGCAGGCACAAGGACAUCUAUAUUGGUGACGCUAUUCGUCUCAAUGUUAUUCUGUUCGAUGGCUACGGGAAGAAAAAGUCAGUUGGAGGCGAUCAUCUGCGGGCCAGGUUAUAUAGCAUUGAUAAGAAAGCCUUUACAGCUGGACUUAUUAGAGACCACGAAAAUGGGACGUAUACUGUACACUUUGAGGCUCUUUGGUCCGGACAAGCAAACAUACAAAUAGAACUUUUAUUUCCCAGAGAGUUAAUAGCGACUAUGCUUCGCAUUCGCAACAAAAGGCAUUUCAGGAGCAUACUUGCAGGUUUUCAGUCCCUUAAUUACACUGAAGAGACAUUUUGUACUUCGGAUGAUUUAGCUUUGAAAAACGAAACAGGUCAAACUAAGCUUUGUAUUUUUUCCUACUGGAAUAAUACAAUUCCUUGGUAUUGUGCUAAGCCAGUGACAAAGAAUCUGACUUGCAACGAUUUUGUAAACAGCACACGUUCUUGGGCAGAUUAUACGUCAGAGAUAAACACAUGCGAACAUCAGCUCACUAAAAGGAAAAAAAUUAAUAUCGCAGAUAUUAAACAUAUUACAAUAUAUUCCAACAAGAGUCAAGUAAUAAGGGAUCAAUACAAGAGUCCGUGUUCAUCAUACAAUACGACAAAAUUAUGGUUUCAGGAGAAACCUUCAGGAUUCUUUUACAACGGACGUUGGAUUCUCCGCCACUGUAAAG
Mercenaria mercenaria is the source of this 745-nucleotide messenger RNA. RefSeq names its product NXPE family member 3-like. NCBI's taxonomy places the organism in Eukaryota, Metazoa, Mollusca, Bivalvia, Venerida, Veneridae. The transcript has 4 exons. The record is from RefSeq and is a predicted model, not a curated record. The annotation marks the transcript as partial.